AUGCCAAUUCAUGGGCAAUCUUCUGGUCCGCCCCCAUUCACCUCGGAGAAACCUCCGCAUGUCACGCCACCUUUUAUCCCGGUAGUGACAGGAAUGGGGAUGCCCUCAUCAGAAAUUGCGGGUGUAGGCACAAGCAAGACCAUGACGGAAUACCGUUGUGACGAGCUGGAAGAACGGCUAAGGCCCAUAGAGGGGACUCGGACCGCCAGUACCGCCAGACCCUCAGAUUACUGCCUAGUGCCUAAUGUAGUCCUUCCUCCAAAGUUUAAGAUGCCAGACUUUGAGAAUUUUGACCGGACCACAUGCCCUCAGACCCACCUCCGGAUGUAUUGUCAGUCGAUGGCCACCUAUACCGAUAAUGAGAAGUUGAUGAUCCAUUGUUUUCGAAGCAGACUUACCGGGACAGCGGCUAGAUGGAUGUCUCUUUCUGAAAUGGAGAAAAAGCCAACAGAAGCUUUCAGGGAGUAUGCACACCGUUGGAGAGACACAGCCACUCAAGUGGACCCUCCGGUCAGCUACCGUGAGGCGAUAUCGAUGUUCGUAGGGACGUUAAAAGAUCCCUACCAUUCACAUCUGGUAGGGUCCACCCCUCAUAACUUCAUGGACAUUGUGGCGGCAGGGGAUAGAAUGGAAGCCGACGUCAAAGCUUGA
Messenger RNA from Malania oleifera, 651 nucleotides. RefSeq lists its product as uncharacterized. The transcript is spliced from 2 exons. The coding region runs from base 1 to 651 and encodes 216 amino acids. The record is from RefSeq and is a predicted model, not a curated record. Lineage: Eukaryota; Viridiplantae; Streptophyta; Magnoliopsida; Santalales; Ximeniaceae.